Phialemonium atrogriseum is the source of this 1636-nucleotide messenger RNA. Its product is annotated as anchored cell wall 12. The transcript is spliced from 2 exons. Lineage: Eukaryota; Fungi; Ascomycota; Sordariomycetes; Cephalothecales; Cephalothecaceae. The record is from RefSeq and is a predicted model, not a curated record. The coding region runs from base 199 to 1326 and encodes 375 amino acids.
CGUUUCUGCAUCGAUCCCUCAGCCCUCCACAGUAUGUGAUAUACAUGUGGUGGCUAAUUCUAUGUCAAGGCCAACAACGGCUGGACAAACUACCUAUAAAUGCUUGCCACUGGCCCCCCUGGCCAUGGCAUUGCAUUUUAGGUUUCGCUAAUACCGGGCACUACAAUAGCGCCAUCCAAGUCAAUUUAGCCAGAAAUUAUGAAGCUCUUCUCAGUUAUCUCGGUACUCGGCCUGCUGGCCACCUCGCCCCUAUCCCUUGCCGCAGAUCCACCCGACAAGUGCGACACCAAAUCCAAGGCCAAGGACGGCAAAGACUUCGUCCUGACCGACCAGGGCGACAACUCGCACCUCGCGCCGCUGGCCAAGAAAUUUUCCAACGCCAAGAAGCAUGUCAGCGUCGCGCACGUCUUCGACGACGGCAACCACAAAGUCACCAUCGACGCGGGCGGGAAGUACCAGUGGGAGAAGACGUCCGACUUCAACGACCGCGAGACAAUAAAAUGGGUGCCGCAGGGCAUCACGUCGACAGCCGACGCCGUGGAGGAUGGCAAAUACGGCGACCACGACGGCUGGAUUGUCAGUUGGCACCGGAGCGAUAACAAGAGCGUGCGCGUGACCUUCAUCGACAAGAAGACAAAGAAGUACCGACACGUGCUGCUGGUCUAUCCAUAUGCCGAUGAUGACUUCAAGGCGGUUCCCGUGCAUGCUGGCGGGAUCGUGUGGUACGGCGACACCCUUUGGGUUGUCGACACGGACAAUGGGACCCGCGUCUUCGACCUGAGCAACAUAUGGGAGGUUGAAGCGGGCAAAGGUGUCGGUAAGAAGUCGGGCGGAGGAUAUUCUGCUGCUGGAUACAAAUACGUUAUCCCUCAGAUCAGGUGGUACAAAUGGACCUCGCCGUUCAACUUCCAGUUCUCCUUCAUCGCUCUCGACCGGACCUCCACUCCCGACAGCAUCCUGGUUGGCGAGUGGGUCCCCAAGAGCAGCUCGGCGCCCAUCCGCUUCGCCGUCUGGGACCUCGACUACAAGACGCGCAAGCUCAAGGCCGACGGCAAGACGGCCAAAGGCAAAUGGGCGUCGUGCGUGGACGUGCACAACAUGCAGGGCGCCGUGCAGGUCGGCUCGCAGUUCUACAUCUCGACCAGCAGCGGCGACGCCUACGGGUGGGUUCCGGGCCAGGACCCGCAUCGAAAUGCGAGAUUCUUCCCAAAGGGCUCCGAGGAUCUGAGUUAUGAUCCGAGGGGGAACAAGCUCUACUCGCUGACGGAGACCACUGGGGAAAGAUAUAUCCUCGAAUCGAACCUUGACGAUAUCAAGGUUGUUUAACUUGACGGUCCCUUACCAAUUCGUUGUUAAAAUUUGUUGAGGAAUGGAUACCAAGGUUGCAUCAUGGGUUACAACAGGGGUUACUCGGUUUUGUCGUUUUUCUGUUACGGCGUUGUAGUCCUCAGAAUGCUCAUUGCUGACUAGGAUCAGGAGAGUUUGCCUUGCACGACUCACGAGUUUCAUUGCUGUCCUUACCAAGAGGGUACCAAGAUUCACCGUCAUUUUCAAGAUUGAUAGUUUAUCUGUCGUUUACCUGUGGUUACUUACCUACCGUAGAUUGUACAAUACAUCUUCAUAACCUGCAUCCUCA